UACAAAUAUAGUAGAAAAAUAUGUAUAACGUGUGCUAAGUAUCUAUAUGUUGUAGAACAGUAACAAAUUUACAGCGCUCUUUAGAGUAUUUCUGAUCAACUAUUGUAGUACUGAGGAAUUGUUUCGCUACGAGCACGCGCGAGAGGUAUCCGCAACGAUUUUACCGGGGGUCAGGUCAGGUGAUUCUCACACAUAAAGGAGAUUAGAAAUGGUCUAUUUCCUAGAGACAUUGGUAAAGAGGUCCAUUGCCAUCACUUACUGUCAUCGAACCUUAUGAAACACAACGACUUAAGCAGAGAGAAUUUUGUGACUGGCAUGUCAUGUGUGAUAAAUCCGCGUAACAGUGUCACGGUUCAGUUCCUACACCAAGCUGACUGUCGUUAAAGCUAUAACAGUUUACGUCAUGCUUAGAGCCAAGGAGUUAAAGCUAUCCGAGGAGACUGACUCUACAGCAAAAUACUGAACAAGAUAAAAGACAGAAAUAAAAUUUGUCUAGGAUGGACGAUUUUUUGGCUAACAACAAGAUGUUGAUGAAACAGCAGUCUCUAAAUGCCAGUCAUGUAAUAUUUUCUUUACGACGACGACUACGAGAACAAGACCAACUUAUAAUCCAUCUUUGUAGUGAAAGAGAUCGUGUUAUAAGAGAAAUACUUUCUAGUUUACUUUUUAUAGAAGGCGAACUUAGAAAAGAACAAAAAGAGAUCGUUUCUAUACUGAAAGAAAAAGAUCGCAUUAUACAAAAGACACAAAAGGAGCUGGAGUAUUGGAGGACACGUUUUAUAUAUCAUGAGAAUCAAGGCACAUGGGAAAACUCUGCUACACCAAUAUCUGAAAAUCAAAUGUCUCAGCUCAUUCAAAAUAGCCUGGCACAGUAUGUAAACGAUAAGCCGGAUCCUCUAAAAAAAUCAGAUGCUAAUAGUUCGUGCAAUAACGAUGAACUGUUUAUAAAUGAACUUUCAGCCAUUGACACCGUGGAAUAUACUACAAGUGAUACAGAGGAAGUUAAGCACAAAAUAGACUCCACAGAAACGAGUCUUGCUCAGAGUAACGAAUUUUUGAAACAGAAUAUUGAGAGUGAAACAGAAGGCCUCUCUGACGCCGAAUCCAUUGUAGAUUAUUACUUGGAUCAACAGCCACAAGAAUUAGAUAAUUUUGAAAAGGAUCAGGCUAAAAGUAAGCUUUCUCGAAGGAGAUACCUGUUACAUGGCAGUUACGAAAGGCUGACAGAUAUUGGACAGAUGGGAGAAAAGCUUUUAAGCAACCAAUUUAAAAGAAUCUUGAGCAAUCAUCGAUCAGUAGUAAGACCAAGAGAUGUAAAAUACAAGAAAAUCUCUCGAUCUCGCACGCAGGCUUUCGAGGAAUUGAAGAGCAAAUUACGACACAUCAGUGAACCACGUCUGUAAAAUCUUUAAUGUAAUAAUUUGUUGAGUUUUGGUGGAGGUAUGAUUAACCUUUUUUUUUCAUUUAUCUAGUCUAUAAAAUAAGUUUAUUACGUACAACUGUAUUUUUUAAAUCAACUUUGUUCCUAUUAGAACAGUAAACUGCACACGUACAUUUAAUAUAUAUGUAUAUAUAUAUGUUAUGUAUACAGAAAUUGCCAUAUUUUCUCCCCUUUUUUGUUGGCAUGCUAUAUUAAAAAUGAAAAUAUUUCAUGAGUCUCGACACAUUGAUAUUCAUUUACAAUAUUGUUUAUGAUAAUGUAGAUAAUUUAAAUCAAGCCGUUUACUGAAAAAGUUAAAUUAUUCGUUUAUGUAACCAUCAACUCUGACUGCUUACUGACAUCCUGAACUUUGCAAUUACUAGACGUAGAACUCCAAUAGUUACACUUAAUUCUUUAUUAAGGAAAAACAUGAUGAAUGGAUAUUUUAUUCAUCCUAAUAUUACAUCUGAAAGAUUAAGGGAUAAUGUGUCUUUAAAUAAUAAACAGUUAAGUAAAAUUGGAAACAAGCUUUAGUUACACAGUAAAAACAAUGAAAAAGAUAUAUAUAAUGAAUAGUUAAUAAUGUUAUUUUUUUAAUAUUCAAGGACACUGGAUUUCGUAGUCGGAUUUAAGAUGACGUUUUUUAUGGUUUCUUACUGACUUUCACCAAUAGAUGGCACUAAUUAAGAAUUACAUUAUGCGGAACUGUAAAAAAAAAAAAA
Messenger RNA from Limulus polyphemus (Atlantic horseshoe crab), 2142 nucleotides. RefSeq lists its product as uncharacterized. Lineage: Eukaryota; Metazoa; Arthropoda; Merostomata; Xiphosura; Limulidae. Bases 498 to 1403 code for a protein of 301 amino acids. The transcript is spliced from 4 exons. The record is from RefSeq and is a predicted model, not a curated record.